This is a messenger RNA of Aspergillus pseudotamarii, 780 nucleotides long. RefSeq names its product sulfotransferase family protein. The coding region runs from base 1 to 780 and encodes 259 amino acids. The transcript has a single exon. Lineage: Eukaryota; Fungi; Ascomycota; Eurotiomycetes; Eurotiales; Aspergillaceae. The record is from RefSeq and is a predicted model, not a curated record.
AUGGGCCACAAGGCUUCUACUCCUCAAAAGGGAACAAAACUCCAAGUCAUAGGGGCCGGUCUCUCUCGGACAGGGACGGCUUCCUUUAGCAGCGCUCUAAACAUCCUGCUUCAAGGCCCGGUCUACCAUGGUGGAACCCAAGUGACGAUGGGACCACCAUCGGAAAUACAGUCAUGGAUCAGCAUCAUGCAGAACUGCCUAACUGGGGCACCACAGGACCGGGAGGAAGCCUUGACCCUUCUAGAGGAGACAUUAGACGGAUACGCUGCCAUCACCGAUGCUCCUGGCACACAACUUGUCCCAGAACUCCUAGAACUGUACCCUGAUGCCAUGGUCAUCUGUACUGUUCGAGAUCCGGACGCCUGGGUGAAAAGCUAUGCGCAAGUCCGUCACUUAGCAACGUUGUGGUACCUUCCGGCAGUCCUCCUCCCGCUUCCUGGGAUGAGGCAUUUCGUCAAGUGGAUUUCCUACUUUCCCAAGCAGCAACGUCGGGUGUAUGGGAAAUUAGAAUCCACCGUGGAUAUCUACCACCGUCAUAUUGCUUGGUUAAAGGAGGUUGUGCCGGAGGAUCGUCUGGUAUUCUUUGAUGUGAGGGAGGGUUGGGAGCCGCUGUGUAAGGCACUUGGCAAGGAUGUGCCGAAGGACAUCGCAUUUCCGCGCAUCAAUGAUGGUCAAGCCAUCGAUGCGGUAGCGAACUAUCAUAUUAGGCGUGGCCUUACUCGGUGGGCUGCUUUCUUCGCGGUGAUUGGUGCCAUAACUACAUGGUCUGUUCUGCGUUGA